Messenger RNA from Doryrhamphus excisus (bluestripe pipefish), 1128 nucleotides. Lineage: Eukaryota; Metazoa; Chordata; Actinopteri; Syngnathiformes; Syngnathidae. The record is from RefSeq and is a predicted model, not a curated record.
AUGUCCAAAGGCAGAGAUUACAGCAGCCAGUCGUACACGCCCGGCGGCCCGCCCCUGCCUAGAAGCUACCCGACAGGCAACCUGGACUCAGCCGGCAAGUCCAGGGAGAGGGACGACAUGGUGGGACUCAAUGACAAGUUUGUCAGUCUGAUUGAAAAGGUGAAACAGCAGGAGGACGAGAACCGAAAGCUGGACACCAAGCUGAAGAUCCUGAAGGAGCAGGAGGCCUACCAGGGCAAGGUGGAGGGCGUGGCGAAGCAGCUGGAGGAGGAGCUGAGGCGGCAGAUUGACAAAUUGCUGGAUGACCACGCCAAGCUGGAGGAUGAGCUGCGGGGGAAGCAGGAAGAGGUGGAGAACACCAAGGAGAGGUAUGAGGAUGAGUUGCUGAAGAAAGCGGAACUGGAGAAUGACUUCAUCAUCACCAAAAAGGUAAGCGUAUCGUUUGUGAUGUUUAGGACGAUGCGUAACGUCUGUGUGCGACAACAGGAUGCAGACGAAGGUCACCUGGAAGCUGUACAUCUGACGCUGGAGUUGGAGGAUCUCAUUGGCCAGUUGGAGUUCCUCAGGGUCGGCUAUGAUGAGGAGAUUAAAGAGCUGGAAUCUCAAAUCCACAACGAGACUGUGAUUUUACGGGAGAACGCCACGCGGUCGCUGGACAUGGACGAGAUUGUGGAGAGCGUCAAGAGUCAGUACGCCGACAUGGCGGCUCGCACCCGGGAGGAGGCAGAGCAGUGGAACCGGAAGAAGAUGGAUGUCAUGCUUCUGAAGGUAGGACAGUGUGAACAGGAAGUCCGGGACGUAAGGCGAGAGAUCUCAGACGCGGCACGCCUCAUCAGGAGACUGAACGUCGACCUGGAUGCUCUCAAAAGGAAGGAGGACACCGUGAGGAAGGACAUCCAGGAUGCAACUACAGAAGGCGACGUAAGCUUGGAGAGGGCCCGCCAUGACAUUGCUCAGCUGGAGGAGGCCUCGAGGAGAGCCAAGCAUGACCUGGCCGGUCAGAUCCGGGAACACCAAGAACUGAUGAACCUCAAGCUGGCCUUGGACAUUGAGAUCGCCACCUAUCGUAAGCUGCUGGAGGGCGAGGAGCAGAGGAUGAACCAGCUUGUGUGUCACUCAGCUUUCUAA